UCGAUUUACACGUGUGGAGAAUAUUUUCCACGGUGCAGAGGCCUUGUGCUUUUUUUCCUGUGAAAUGGCUAAUGUAAGAAAAUUCAAGCCUCUCUUUGACAGGAUUUUGGUUGAAAAAUUCCUCCCAGAAGUGAAAACAAAAGGAGGUGUUCUCCUUCCUGAGAAAGGUCAAGGCAAAGUGCUAGAGGGUACUGUUGUGGCUGCUGGCCCUGGAAACUGGGAUCACAAAAACAACCAAAGGAUAGAAGUUAAUGUCAAGGUUGGAGACAAGGUUUUACUACCAGAAUAUGGAGGAACAAAAAUAAAUUUGGAUGAAAAGGAAUACUUCAUCUACCGUGACACUGACAUCUUGGGGAUUUUUGAGUAAUGCCAGCUGCUAUUUGAUUAUGUAGUAGUGGUGCUGCUAGAGAAGAAAAGAAUCACAUUCUUGGAAAUUACUGUUACUUUAGCUGUGAAAUAACUAAAACUGUUAAUCAUUGUGAAGUACAGUGUUCUCUUGUUAAACAACUUGUCUGAACCUCUUUUCUAUACAAGGGAAAGCCUUGCCACAAUUUCAGUAUUGAAAACAAAAUUUCAAGACAGUCUAGCUAGGUAGUCUUUUUAUAAUUAUUUAAUAUUUGUAAUAAGCAUACUGCUCACUAAUUUUAAGUACGCUUUUUUUUGCUUUUUUGAGCUGGUUGAAAGCCAGUUGUUUAACAGUGCAAGAGUUUGACCUCAAUAAAGUUUUGGUGUUGUUUUCAUGAUCA
Messenger RNA from Pocillopora damicornis (cauliflower coral), 746 nucleotides. Its product is annotated as 10 kDa heat shock protein, mitochondrial. Gene Ontology annotation, molecular function: protein folding chaperone; protein-folding chaperone binding; metal ion binding. Gene Ontology annotation, cellular component: mitochondrial matrix; mitochondrion. The record is from RefSeq and is a predicted model, not a curated record. NCBI's taxonomy places the organism in Eukaryota, Metazoa, Cnidaria, Anthozoa, Scleractinia, Pocilloporidae.